AUGGCUUGUUGUUUUAAUGAAAUAGGGGAAUACGCCGUUACACCGAUACUUAUUUCUCCAAGCGAGCCUGAUCCAUGUUGUUUCGGAACAGCCACCUACUGCCCAUAUUUACCUCGAUGCUCUAAAAAGCAAACGGAUUGUUGUGAAACUAAACCUCAAAGCAAAUAUCCAAGAAUAUCGACAUCUACACAUAAUAGUUGCAGUGAACAUUUCGAACGACUUCAGUCCCCAACGAGUCCCAAAUAUCAAACUGCUCAUUUACCAAAGGAAUAUUGUCCAACAUGUAAAAGUCCUUGCAAACCAGUCAAGACGAAGUACGUUAUACCAUGCUAUCGGUAUGAAGAUGGUCGAAUUGUUGGAAAAUUACCAGUCUCGGCAUUCAAACGGAAUGGUAUGCAAGACCAAGAGCAUUCAAAGUUAUUAGGUGCAGCAAAUUUUCUUACGCGCUGCCCUCGCGAUGUAUCCAUUGAAUGUGAAAUAAGACCUUACGGCAUAAAAGUUAACGACCCCGUAAAAGUGCCGCUAUAUGACAAUCACGGAUUCAAUUCUUGCUUAUUGAAAAAGAAGCCUAUUGAUGUGGCAUUAGAAGAUGUAAAUCAACCAACAACUCUGAUGCGCCGAGCAUGUGAAGUGGCUGUUGGGGCUAGACCUAGGCGAAAGCCGUUUGUCGUGUCCUCAUUUAGUGCAGAUCCUGAUCAAGAAGUCCAUCGAUACGUCUCUGAAGAUGAACGGACAAUACUCUGUGCGGGAUCUAAAAAGAAAUUAUCAGAGAAACAAAGGAUCAAAUAUAUUCAUUACAGAGCUUCGAUAAAU
Molecule: messenger RNA, 813 nt
Organism: Brenthis ino (lesser marbled fritillary)
Lineage: Eukaryota; Metazoa; Arthropoda; Insecta; Lepidoptera; Nymphalidae
Source: the annotation of a GenBank genome assembly